Molecule: messenger RNA, 264 nt
Organism: Striga hermonthica
Lineage: Eukaryota; Viridiplantae; Streptophyta; Magnoliopsida; Lamiales; Orobanchaceae
Source: the annotation of a GenBank genome assembly
AUGGCGCAUCCCAGCGGCAGCUCCGGUACGGCAGUGCGAUUGCGGUCGAUGGUAGACACAACUGAUAGUUCAGAUUUGGCAACGUCUCAGAUCCGUGGCAGAAGUAGCCUUCUCUUGGACCUCCACCGCCUUGCCGAUGCCGAAUUCUUCAAUUCCUUCCAGGAUGAUUUCGAUGAUGAAGACGUCAACUGCUAUGCCAAUCUCAAUUUAUCUUUUAUGGGAAAUAUAUGUUGCAAUUACUGGAAAAAUAUGAUGAUGGGUUGA